AUGGAGUUGGAAAUCUAUCCUGCCGAUAUUUCCACCAUCAUUUUUGAGCCGAACCCUAUCGAGGCCGAAAAUGUCAGGAGGUUCAAACGUGUUGCCGUUGUCAUUCCAUUAGAGGGUUCAGCAGGAGAGCUCAGACAGAAGCGGAUGCUAUCGAUUCAAGAGUAUCUCGAACGAACAUUUUCCAAGGCCGUAGCACUGUGCCCAAUACUGGGUGGCAGCGUAACCUGGAGAGAAAACGACGGACGACUCACUGCCCUGGUUUCGAUGCCAAGCGUGCCCGCAAGGCAGCGAGGUGACCUCAUCGAUAUCGAAUAUACGUUGAGCGAUGAAUUAGUCUUGGAGGACAUAAACGAGAACUUGGGUGGAAUUUUCUUUCCGGCAGACCGGAUCCCAGAAGCCGGUGUACCACCGGUGUCAUUGAAAAUUGCAUUUUUCGAGAAUCUGCUGAUUCUUGGAUUUUCUUUUUACGAAGUUAUUUUUGAUAACACGUUGAUCGAACUUUUUCUUUCCUCAAUGGUCGACCCAAGCUGGCCUUUUGGGAGCGGACACAGUACACAAUAUUAUAGUGCUCGAUUGAAGCUGAAUUGUAUCAUGGAUUCCCCAGAUCUGUUCUUAUUUUAUCAGCGAAGCAAGGAAUCCACAGCCCUGCGCACGACAAGCAACCAGCUGGUCAGUCGGGUCAUUGAGUUCCAGCUGCAUGCAGUUCUAGCCUUUAUUCGGAAUCUUCGCAAGUAUCACUUCCACUGCGGCAAUAAUUCACUCGACGCCGUCAAAGACAACGACGUCAUGGCUGCCAUUCUAUGGGCUGCCAUCACCAACGCUCGGCGCUUGUUAGGCAAGGUACAGCCGCCUGAUCGAGUAAGAAUGAAUAUUUCGGUGCCAGGGGGGUCCAUGCCACCCAAACGCAGAUGCGGGUCGUUAUUUGGAAACAUCACGAUGCCUACUGAAGCCACGGCCUCGGUCUUGGGUGUCGCCGACCUGGCCACUACUGCCGCUCCUUACAGAAACAGCUACUAUCAAAAAUACAUCUCUGGUUGCGGGUACGGCAUCAGGUGGAUUUCCCAGGCGGCCAAAGAAAUCCGCCGCGCAAUAGACAAAGUGAACGAAGCAUAUGUACUGCACGUGAUGGACAAGAAACAGACGAUGGGCAUAGAAGAAGACUUGGCGGCGUAUGAACGACGCCUCGACCGGAGCAGAACUGGGACGACGUUUGAGGACUGGACCGACUUUUAUCGGAGCGGCUGCAAGACUACGGGCAUUCCAUUUACUGAUACGCGUCAGUUCAUACGGAUUUUGCCAUGCGCGGACGAUUUGGAGGAAGGCAAGAUUAUUCUACUAUCGCACUUCAAAGCGUCGAAUACCGCACAUUGCCAGACUCGGCAGUUAGCUUGGCUUUGUCUCGAGACGGAGACAAUGAAGCUUGUUCGGGAGCAGCUGGAGGCCGAAGGCUGGAUAAAAAAGGAGUCUAUGACAGACAUGACAACGCCGCCGGAAUGA
Molecule: messenger RNA, 1497 nt
Organism: Trichoderma atroviride IMI 206040
Lineage: Eukaryota; Fungi; Ascomycota; Sordariomycetes; Hypocreales; Hypocreaceae
Source: RefSeq, a predicted model, not a curated record